AUGGACGAAUUGACGAAGCUCCAGGCCCAAAGUGACCAACUUGGCGCUGCGAUUAAGAGCUAUAUCAAGUAUCAGCGGGAUAUGAAAUCUUCUGACCAGCUUCGGGCCAAUUCUGAGGCAAACAAGGAGCUCAACAAAGCUAAGACUGUCAUACAUGCUAGCAUGGUCAAGAUAAAAGCACUGCUCGGUGGGCCAGUGGAGUUAAUUCAGGAUCUUGCUCGCCAGGUUGAGGUGCUGGCUUGUCUUAAGUGGCUUGCGGAAUACCAAAUUUUGGCGUGCAUCCCAGCCGACGGCGGCAUGUCCAUGCAAGAUCUUGCUGAUUUGGCAGGGGUUCCACAAAUCCAACUGCACCGAGUCAUUCGCCUCAUGUGUACAUCUGGAUUCCUUCAAGAGCCCCUGCCAAACUAUGUAUCUCAUACUCCUCUCUCGGCACAAUUCGUCACCAAUCAGUCAUUGCUCGAUGCCGCAGUCUUCAUGGCCGACUUAGCAGCGCCGGCGGCAUUGCAUAUGUCUACGGCAACACAGCGCUUUGAUGGCCCAUGGCAUCCGAGAGAGACAACACAUGACCUGGCGCUAAGCACCCUGCAGCCGAUUGGUGUAGCCAUUCAGGAGCAGCCUAGGCUGGGCCGGAAAUGGCCAGCCUACCUCCACGCAGUGGGGUUGCAUCAAGAAAAGGAGAUUGUGGAUACGCUCUCGCAACUCAAAUGGCCUAGCCUCGGUAACGCUUUCAUAGUAGAGGUUGGUGCGCAGUCCACUUCAAUGGCACGGCAUCUCGCAAAGCAGUUCCCUGCUCUCCAUCUGAUUGUGCAGAUCGACCACACGAGGUCGUCCACGUUGAGUCAAUACUCUCCAUACUCUGCACAGCCGAGGGAGAUGAUCAAUGAGCUUGCCCGAGACUUUACAACACAACUGGAACCCGAGUCCAGCUCUAGACCCAGCUCUGCUACCAGUCACAUCACUGUAACAUACCGUUCUGCGGGCAUGCCUCAACCUGUGAUAGACGCAGCUGUUUACAUUCUUCACUUGCCUGUAAUCUCCAUGAGCUCCCCAACCGGAGUAGAGGGAAUGGAUACGGUCAAGGCUGAGCUGAAAGAUUACCUAGGCAUACUUCCUGCCUGUGGUGCUAUUCUACUUAUACUGACGGCAAAUCUGCUUCCCAAGCCAGGUAGUCUCUCUGACCCUACCUUCGAGGCUGUAUUGCGUGCACGAGACCUUAGUAUGCUACAGCUGGCUAAUGAAGGUGAAAUGGAAAUGACAGAGCUUUUAAGAAUAAUAGAGACGAUGAGGGAUGGUCUUGGGAGACUUGUCAUCACUAACCAGCUCCGUUCACCUAAUGGACUUACUGUGGGUCUGACUAUAAAGUAUGAAGCCUAUAGUUAG
Penicillium longicatenatum is the source of this 1380-nucleotide messenger RNA. RefSeq names its product trypacidin cluster transcriptional coactivator tpcD (gene tpcD). The transcript is spliced from 3 exons. The record is from RefSeq and is a predicted model, not a curated record. Lineage: Eukaryota; Fungi; Ascomycota; Eurotiomycetes; Eurotiales; Aspergillaceae. Gene Ontology annotation, molecular function: methyltransferase activity. The coding region runs from base 1 to 1380 and encodes 459 amino acids.